GAUCACCAUCACCAGUCACUCAUCCGAGGCCCUAUCCCUAUUUUUAAAUCACGUCAAAACGGUUCCUGUUCCCCCCCGACGACCACCUGUCCUUUCCUGCUUUAGUGUGAGGCAUAUCCCAUCUCUCGCCCAAACCGGAUCUGUGCCCUCCAACGCCAUACCGUUGAGAUCUAUCGUCUGCGAAAGUGCCAACCCUUCGAACAUCAAACGCAUCGUCCAAAGCUUAGCAUACGCCCAAUAUGGAUGAAUCUGUCGAGCCCGAAUUCAUGGCCCCUGUCCGAGCCUCGUCGCCCUCCCCCUCCAUCCCAGCGACGCCGGCUAUCUCCUCCUGUCCCUCACCAGAUCGUACCUUUUCGACCAUCUCCUCUCUGUCGACUUCUUCCGCCACUUCCGCCGAUGCCAGGUCUUCCGUCUCCAUCUCAUCCAAGCGACGAGGAUACAUUCGCCCUCAGGGGGUCGAGUUUGCCGAGUCCGCCAAAAACCGGGAGAGUGUCAUGAGCCUGGGUAGCAUCGCUCAUCUGCAAUACUACUUUGCACGAACCGGUCUACUGGACGGCAAAGGUGCCCAGGCUAGGGAAUUUAAAAAGAAAAAGAAGCCGGAGGAUAUGCCGCGACUGCUCUUGACCCCCAACGCUCGGUUUAUCGAUGACUUGACUCUCAGUCCGACCAGUGCCAGUCCCACCGAUGACGAAAGUGAAAGCAUAGAUCCUAGGGAGGAGGUGUAUGACGAGGAUGUUGAAGUCAUGCUUCCUCCCACGGUCAGUACCUACAGCAUCAAAACGCAUCACAUCCCGCCCCCACCUAAACUCAAGGCUCUGCGGAAGGAUCUGCGGGACGCAUUGGAGAAAGCAGAACACAGUAUCGAGUCGAUCGAUGCUCAAAAGGAACCGCCGGCGGAGAUGAUUCCCCCGCGAAUUAGUCUUUCGAGUGACGAUAUGCCCGACGCUGCGGAAGACCCCUCGCGUCAGGCGCCUGCAGAAGCAACCCCGCAGACCUGGCAAGAGAUCCAGGGCAUGCGGGUCCUAGACACUGUCACUUUUGCGAUCCGAGCCGCUAAGAUCUACUAUACUGCGCAUGAGCGGCCCGAUCGACUGGCGAAGAUCAAAAGCGAGCGUGAAAUACGACAAGAGCUGUUCAAUGUCCUGGAGGUCCUGAAGCGGUGGGCCUCCCGAAACUUUGCAGACGGCCUUCGCGAGGAUGAACGGUCUGGCAUUGUUGGAUGGAUGGCCAACGUGCGCGACAUGCUGGCCCGGGAAGCUCAAUUGGAGUCAUUUGAAGCCAAAGAGCGAGCCGCCUGGAUCUGGACCGAGGGUGAAUGGAUCGGUAAGGAGCGUGAGCGCGAGACGUUGUUCCUGCGUAGUCUGAUCGGCUCCGACGCGCAGCUGCCGACAUGGACUGCGCCGGAGGAUGGCUCACCGCCACCCGCCAUGCUGGAACGGCUGCGGGAUGGACGCGACCUGGUGCGCGCCCAUAAUUUUGCCGUCAAGAACUCGAAGCGGCCGUUCCUCGAUAUCAAAACUUACCAUCAGGAUGUGGCCAAGCCCUACCGGCGGGCCGAAAACCUUCGUUUCUGGGUGAAGGCUGCGGAGCUGCGGUGGGAGACGAAGUUGGAGAUGGAUGUGAUGGGGAUUGUGCAUGGCAACAGUGAAGAGGCCUGGAAACAGUUCGACCAGGCUCUUCUGGCCUGGUGUAAAGUGGUGCGUGAGGAGCUCGUCCGAGACUGGCGCGAGAGGCGAGCUUCAGCAGCGAGCCUUCCACCUGACGAUCUGGUGGUACGGCCUAUGUGAGGGGGAACUUGGGGAAAAGAAAGGGUCUACAUGAGUAACUAACAACUUCGCUGGAGAGG
Molecule: messenger RNA, 1846 nt
Organism: Aspergillus costaricaensis CBS 115574
Lineage: Eukaryota; Fungi; Ascomycota; Eurotiomycetes; Eurotiales; Aspergillaceae
Exons: 1
Coding region: 240-1787 (515 amino acids)
Source: RefSeq, a predicted model, not a curated record